Jaculus jaculus (lesser Egyptian jerboa) is the source of this 975-nucleotide messenger RNA. It is a transcript of the gene Art4, whose product is annotated as ADP-ribosyltransferase 4 (inactive) (Dombrock blood group). Bases 1 to 975 code for a protein of 324 amino acids. The record is from RefSeq and is a predicted model, not a curated record. Gene Ontology annotation, molecular function: NAD+-protein-arginine ADP-ribosyltransferase activity; NAD+ poly-ADP-ribosyltransferase activity. Lineage: Eukaryota; Metazoa; Chordata; Mammalia; Rodentia; Dipodidae. The transcript is spliced from 3 exons.
AUGAAGCUGUGCGGAUCAAGAAGCGCUUCUAACCACAGCUGCCCAUUGACCAGCCGAUGCAAAGGGCAGCUUCUCCUGAGCCCUGCAGAAGGAAGGGGCAGGACCUGGCUCCUGCUGCUGCUGCCGCUCUGCGCCCUGCAGAUACCCACCGGGAGCUCGGAGGGUGUGAUUAAAGUCGACCUUGACUUGGCACCCCAGUCCUUUGAUGACCAGUACCAAGGCUGUAGCAGACAGGUCAUGGAGGAACUGAACCAAGGAGAAUAUUUCACCAAGGAGCUAGAUGCCCAUAAGAAUUACUCCAGGGUGUGGCAAAGAGCCCACUUAACGUGGCUGAGCCAAGCAAAACCCCUCCCCAGGAACAUGACCACUGCCCAUGCUGUGGCCAUCUUGGUCUACACCCUGAAUCCCAACGUGCGCUCUGACUUCUCCAAGGCCAUGGCCGGGGCUGCCAAGUCUCCGGAGCAGUACAAACAGUCGUUCCACUUCAAGUACCUGCACUUCUACCUCACCUCAGCCAUCCAGCAGCUGAGAAAAGAGAACGACACGCUGUGUUACAAGGUGCAUCACGGGAUCGCGGGUGCCCACUUGGAAGCUGCAAUAAGCACCACCAUUCGAUUUGGCCAGUUCCUGUCCACAUCCCUCCUGAGAGAAGAGGUGCAGAUGUCUGGGAACCAAACAGGACUCACCAUUAUAACUUGCCUGGGCGCACCUGUGUAUGACUUCUCCCUCAAGAAAAAUGUCCUGAUCCCUCCCUACGAGCUAUUUGAAGUUGUAAGGAAGAGCCACCACCCAACAGGACAGUGGCUGUACUUGCAGUCAGCUGGAAACCAGAGCACAUACAACUGCCAGCUGCUGAAAGCCUCCAGCAGGAAGUGGACCCCUGUCCCCGUGGUUACUGCCUCCCUCUCCUUCCUGGCCAGCGUGGUUGUCGCCUCCAAAAGCACAGUACAGAGGAAUUCGGUGGCUCCUGUGUAA